AUGGAAAUGAAUUUAACAUUCACAGAGAAUAGAUCAAUUAAAAUUCUAAUUCUUCCAAUUGGUGAUAUCUCACCAGAAAAAUAUAAAGAAUAUACAAGUUUAAUUAAAACAAUCAAUAUAAUUGAAUUAAGUAGUAUUACAAGAAGUCAAAAUGAAUUAUCACCAUUUGAAAAAAUAUCAUGGGUUGAUGGUAGUAUGAUAUUAAAUUUUGUUGAUAUUGGUUCAUUUCAAAGAUCAGAGUAUGAGGAUCUUCAAACAUAUAAGAAAGUAUUUGGAGUUAUUGGUGUUGUAGAUUGUAAGAAAUCAAAAGAUUUACAAGAGACGAAAAGAUUAUUCGAGAUUGCAGUUGCACAAUAUCCAUCAUGUGUAAGCUCAUUAUGUUGUGCAUUCGAUCCAAUGGAUGAUCAACCAGAUUUAGGUUUAGGUGCAAAUUUAAUUAUGAUACCAAAUAAUAGUGAUAGAAAGCAUUUAAUAUUCUAUCUAACUACAUUACUCAUCGAUUUCUCUCAUAUGAUUUUAAAAUAUUUUGAAAAAAUGGUUUAUUUAUCAUUAGAACAUGAUGGCACAGUUUCAACAUUAUUAUCAAAUCAGUAUAAUAAUAUUAAUAAUAAUAGUAGCGGAAUUAUUAAUAGUAAUAGUAUUGGUGGUAAUAAUAAUAAUAAUAAUAGUUUAAUUGGAAAUUCAACAAUUGGUGGUGCUAUGAAUUCAGGUGUAUUGGGUAGUAGUGUUAUAUCAAAUAGUAAUAAUAAUUCAUUGAUAACUACACCAUUGGAUUCAAUUAAACUUUGGGAUGAAAUUGGUAGAGCAAAAAAGAGAAAGUUUGGUCGUUUAAAUAAAUGUAGAGGUGAUUUUUGUUUAUUGGCAGGUUCACCAUUGGAUGCUAUUAAAUAUUAUGAUCUUUCAAUAGAUGCUUGUAGAAGUAAUAAUGAUUGGGAAUGGUUAGCUGGUUCUUGUGAAGGUUAUAUCUCUGCAGUUCUCUUAAAGAGAAACCAAGAAUUUAAUACUCAAGCUCAAUCUUCAACCGUUAGACCAAUUAAUAGUCCAAAUUCAAUAACUGGUAGUAAUAGUAAUAGUAAUAGUGGUAGUUAUGGUAAUAGUAAUAGUGGUAUAGUAAAUACACCAAGUGGUGGUAGUAAUUAUAAUACAAAUAAUACAAAUAGCAGUAGUAAUAAUAAUAAUAAUAAUAAUAAUAAUUCAAAUAAUACAAAUAGUACAAAUAAUAAUUUAAAUAAUAAUAAUAAUAAUAAUAAUAAUGGAGUUAAUGGUAUGAAUGGUACAAUGAAUAUUUUAGAUUUACAAAUUCAAUCAGAUGAUUUAAAGAUUAGAGAAUUAGCAUCUGAAGCAAUAAUUAGUUAUAAUAAGAGAAAAGUACCACAAUUUGAAGUUGAUGUUAUGUUAAAGUUUGCAAAUUAUCAUAUUUCAAUGGAUAGAAGAAUUGAAGCAUCCGAGCUAUUGACCAAUGCUUAUGAUUUUGGUAUGGAUUUAUCAUUUACUGAUAGAAUUACAUUAUCAUGUUCAAUUGCAUUAUUAUAUUAUAGUAUGGGAUUUAGAAGAAAGUUUGCAUUUUAUUUACGUGAAGCUGCAUUCCUUUAUAAUACAAGACCAGAGAAUUGGGAAAAGAUUAAUCAUUUACUUAUAAUAGCAUCGAAAUAUUAUCAAUUGGAGGAUCUUUUCUCAAAUUCACCAUCAAGAUUCUUGGAUGAAGGUGGUUCUAAAAAAUCUCAUUUAUCAUUCACAUUGAAUCAAAUGAAAAAGUCAAAUUCUGUUACCUCUGGUAGAAAUAAUAAUAAUAAUGGUGGUGGUGGUGGUGGCGGUGGCGGUAGUAAUGGUAAUAAUAGUAAAAAUUCAUCACCUACUAAUGUUGGAUUUCAAGCACAAUAUAAUCAAUUCAAUCAAUCUAUUCAACAACAGGUUCAAUCUAAUAGUUCGAAUAGAUCAUCAUCGUCUUCAUCGACAUCAUCAAGAUUUACAAAUAAUAUACCAGAAUUAUCCUACAGGAAACCAAAAUUUGGUUGGUCAGUUAUUCAAAGAUAUUUAAUUUAUAAUUUAAUAUCAGUUAGUACCAAUUUAAUGGAUUCAUUGAAUAUUUGUAAAUAUAUAAUCCAUUUAUUAAGAACUCAAUAUAAAAAAAUAGCUCAACAGAAACAAGUGGAAUUUCAAUUGGAUUUACUACAUCAUAGUAAAGCAUUAUCAUUAAGUAUCAAUACCAAUGUUCAUAUGAAUUUACUUGGUUUACCAUUCAUUGUAAAGGUUUCACCAAUUCAAUUACCAAAUCAAUUGGAACCAAUUGUUAGACCUUCACAACAAUCAUUAUUUGCUCAAAGAGAAAAGAAUUCAAAUAACUUUUUCAUUUAUUCACCCUAUGGUGGUGGUUUUAGUAAUGGUAGUGGUAUUGGCGGUGGUGGUAUUGGUGGUGGUGGUAGUGGUGGUGAUUCAAAUUCAAAUAGAAAAAAAGUAGUUUGGGCUCAAGGUGAAGAGUGUAGUGUUGUAGUAACCUUAUCAAAUCCAUUCAGUUUUGAUAUUUUCAUUCAAUCAUUAACAUUAAGUACUGCAGGUGUACCAUUUGAAUCAUAUCCAUUAUCAUUUAAAAUCCUAUCAUUAACUGAUUCAAUGGAUAUUGUUAUCUCUGGUAAACCAUUAGAAUCUGGUCCAUUGAUUAUUAAAGGUGUAUUUGUACGUGCUUAUAAUUUAUUAUCAGAACAUCCAGUUGAUCCAUAUGGUAAUUCAAUUUCAAUUAGUCAAUAUAAUGAAUUGGUUAGAAUUGGUGAUGCCUAUAAAGUUGAUAUUUUAGAAUUUGAUUCAACAACAACCGCUAGUAAUAAUACAUCAUCAUUUUCAAGAGAUAAUAAUAAUAAUAAUGAACUACCAAUUGUUAAUAAAAUCAAAGCUACACCCAAAUUACCAAUACUAAAGGCAGAUGUACCAACUCUAGGUAAGGUGUUGAAUUUGUUAGCUGGUGAAUCAUUUAGUUUCAAUUUAGAAUUCCAAAAUAUUGGUACAACUCAAAUCGAUUCAAUUUCAGUCUCAUUGAAUGAAUUUGAUAAAGCAUUGAAAAAGAAGACAUUGGCUGAUAAUAAUCAAUAUUUCACAGAUUCUGAUGAUGAAACUAUUUCAUUCCAAUGGGAUUCAAAUAUCAUCAAAUCUUCAUUACCAUUAUUACCUGGCGAAACUUUUAAAUUACCAAUUAAAUCAUUUUCAAAACCAUUCUUAAUUGGUAAUCAAUUCAUAAUUGAUUAUUAUUCAAAUUGUGAAAAUGAAGAAGAAGAAGAAGAAUUUAAUAAUACCACUACCACUACAAAUACCAAUACUCAAACAUUAACAGUAACAGGUAAUACACAAUCAACAUUAACAGCAACCACCACGACAACAGCAACAAAGUAUCAACGUAAAAUUACAAUUCCAUUACCAUUAUCAAUUACACAUGGACCACAAGUUAUAAAUUUUGAUAUAGUUUAUGCAAGUUCAAAAAUUAUUAAAUCAUUAUCACCUUAUUUAGUCGAUAGAUCAACAUCAAAUAAUGGUUUAUUUAAAGUUGAAAAAGAUCAAGAUUUAAUUGAAAAAGAUUGUGAAAAUAUUUAUAAUGAUUAUUGUUUAUUAUUAUUUGAUAUUAAAAAUUGUACUUCAACUCAUACUUUUACAAUCUCUUCAGAAUUAGAAUUAGGUAUACCAAAUAUUGUUGAUAAUAAUAAGGAAAUUAAUAAUAAUUUAUCAUCUAAAUUUAUUUUAUCACCAAAUGGUAUAAUUACAAUUAUUGUACCAAUGAAAAGAGAAUCAUUACCUGAUCAAUUACCACCAUUAAGACAAGCUAAAGGACAAUAUAUUAAACCAAAGAAGAAGUUAACUGAAUAUGAAGAGUAUGUCAAAUGUUUAAUUCAAUACUAUAAGGAUUUAUUAACAAGUAAAAUUAAAUUGUUAUGGAAUUCAUCCGAUAAUACAAAUGGUUCAAUCCUAUUGGAUAAUAUCGUAUUAACCUCAAAAUUAAUUCAUAAAUUGAAUAAGGAUCAAGUUUUAAUUCAAUUCAAAAAUAAUAAACAAUUGGUUAAAACAAUUGAACAAGGUGGUUUUGAAACAAUUGAAGUUUUAGUUACAAAUUUAACAAAUACUCCAAUUAAUGGUUUAGUUUUACAUAUUUUACCAAUAAUUGAUCAAACUAAUAAUAACAAUAAUGGUAAUAACAAGAAUAAUGGUAACAUUGUUGAUGUAUCAAAUAAAUUAGGAUAUAUUGGUUCAUUAACAACACCAAUUCAAGAAUUACCAGUCGGUGCUACUUUUAAUCAUUCUUUGGAUGUCAUAUUCUUUGAAAGAGAAUCUUAUAAAUUUAUAAUAUCUUGUGAAAUCUUUAAAACUAAACAAAUUAUUCCAGCUUCACAUUCACUUUUAGUUAAUGUUGUUUAA
Dictyostelium discoideum AX4 is the source of this 4395-nucleotide messenger RNA. RefSeq lists its product as hypothetical. Gene Ontology annotation, cellular component: cytosol; Golgi apparatus. The coding region runs from base 1 to 4395 and encodes 1464 amino acids. The transcript has 2 exons. NCBI's taxonomy places the organism in Eukaryota, Evosea, Eumycetozoa, Dictyosteliales, Dictyosteliaceae. The record is from RefSeq and is a predicted model, not a curated record.